AUGCACAUCAACUACACUCGUGUUUCAUGUCGUAUUGACCCGACUAUAGCAUUUGGAACCAAGUUGGGACCGUCGCAAACCACAGCGAUAGGUGAUGGGUGCCAGCAAGGAUAUCACCACGCUCCUAGCCACUACGCUCCACCGAAGCGCCUCAAAGGAAGCCGCGUGCGCAAUUGCGUACAUGCUUCAUGUCGUUUUGACCCUACUGUAAAUUACGGGCUAGGAUUUGAGGGUCUUAUUUGCAUGGAUGAAGAGAGUGAAUAUUGCCAUCCCAUCAAUCCUUAUGGGCAACAACAUCCUGAAUUUACCGAUAUAACGACACCCCAAGAUCUAGGAGAGCAAAUUAUCCAAUUUGAUAUUGUUAGCUAUAUAGAAAUUGGCAUAUGA
This is a messenger RNA of Necator americanus (New World hookworm), 387 nucleotides long. RefSeq lists its product as uncharacterized. NCBI's taxonomy places the organism in Eukaryota, Metazoa, Nematoda, Chromadorea, Rhabditida, Ancylostomatidae. Bases 1 to 387 code for a protein of 128 amino acids. The transcript has a single exon. The record is from RefSeq and is a predicted model, not a curated record.